Molecule: messenger RNA, 2290 nt
Organism: Amphibalanus amphitrite
Lineage: Eukaryota; Metazoa; Arthropoda; Thecostraca; Balanomorpha; Balanidae
Product: matrix metalloproteinase-17-like
Exons: 1
Coding region: 243-1319 (358 amino acids)
Biological process (GO): proteolysis; extracellular matrix organization; collagen catabolic process
Cellular component (GO): extracellular matrix
Molecular function (GO): zinc ion binding; metalloendopeptidase activity
Source: RefSeq, a predicted model, not a curated record
GGCAGUCCAGUGCCGCGGUGGCUGGGGUGAGACACCCACCCGUGCAGAGCUACAUGGUCGCCACCUGCGGCUAACGACGCAGUCAACCGCCAGCUACCAUCGCAACCGCAGGUCGUGCGCACACGUGAACCGGCGCCGACGCGUGAAGUGCGUGUGCCGCAGCGCGCAUAACACGGUGUGACAUCGGGUGUCGACGCAGUCUGCCGCCGCCGCGUCGCCUCGUAGAGCGGUGACGAUCCAACAUGGCCACUCAGGGUCAUGCAGAGCCACGACGGCUGGCCGCCAGCGCGCGCAACAGUGCAAGAACUCUGGCGCUAGCAGUGCUCACCACUUAUGCACUUUUGGCGACUCCAUCGACCGGUGCUCCGCCUGCAGCGAAGGCCGAUGUACGACUGCCUCGCGACGUCUCACUAAAGGUCACCGUGCGGCCAUCAGUGCUGUCUCGCUCGAAGCGUGCGCCUUUCAUCGACGACGACGCGAUCAACAAGCUGAUACACUACGGCUACCUGCCUGAGUCAUAUCGUCAGACUGGCAACGAGUCUCAGCUGACGGACGCCAUCCGACAAUUCCAGCGCAACGCCCACAUCCCCGCGACUGGUGUGGUAGACGAGCUGACGCGAAGACAGUUCGCAAAGCCACGCUGUGGCCUGCCCGACGUGCAGCCGCGCGGUCGCGACAAGAGCUACCGGCGCCGCCACAAGCCAGCCGCACCUCCUGACGCGUGCGACACGCACUACGAUGCAAUAAGUGUUAUCCGAGGCGAGACGUUCAUCUUUUCAGGCCAGUACUUCUGGCGCACCAACGGCACGCACAAACCAGUGCCAGUCAAGAUCUCCAAGUUCUGGUACGGUCUGCCAGAGAAUCUCACCAAGAUCGACGCCAUCUACCAGCGACCACAUGACCACAAGAUCGUCAUCUUCAUCGGUCGGCAGUUCUGGGUGUACAACAGUAACACGCCAGAGGUCGGCUACCCGCAGCCACUGACUGCACUCGGACUUCCCGAAAGCCUCGACGGCCUCGACGCCGCCAUGGUCUGGGGACACAACGGCAAGACGUACCUCUUCCGCAACGACAUGUACUGGCGUUUCGACGAGGCCGUCGGCCAGGUGGAGCUGGACUAUCCGAGGGACAUAAGUGUGUGGCACGGGGUGCCGUACAAACUCGAUGCCGCCUUCCAAUACGGUGGUCUCCUGUACUUCUUCAAGGGACGUGACUUCUGGCGCUUCGACGACCGUCUGAUGCGCGUGCGAAGUCCAGUGCCGUCGUCAUCAGCCGUUAAGUGGAUGGGAUGUCCACUGACAACGGCGCGCGUUGAAUAAUUGUUGAAUCGCGUGUGUAUUGAGAACCAAGUCCGCCGAACCCCGAAACCCGAAUCCGCGUUCCGACACCAACACACCGAAUCCACGUCCCGGCGCCAACUCCCUGACAUUCUGGAUAGCAGGGUUGUGCUUGGCUCAUGAGUCGAGUCAGAGAUUUGACUCAACUCUGACUCAGAUGAGUCAGGUUUGAGUCGAGUCGGAUAAAAUGUUGAGUUGUUGAGUUGAGUCAGAGUUGAUUCAGACAAAAAUAUUAAGGUGUUGAGUUGAGUCAGAGUUGAGUCAGUAAAAUAACUUUUGACAUUGAGUUGAGUCAAAAACAUUUAGGAACAUGAGUCAGCUGACUCAUCUUUCUAGAAACAAUCUAUAUAAGCUUUUCAUUCUCCCCCGCUUAACAACUUAGGCCUGGCCCUGCUGCCGGAUUUUUUUCACCCCCCCCCCCCCCCCGCUCAACAACUUUUUUAUCUGAGUCAAUUGUGAGUCAACACACUUGACUCAACAAAAAAAAAAUUUGAGUCAAGUUUGAGUCAACUCAUAUUUUCAUUGAGCCGCUUGAGUCAUGAGUCGAGUCAAGGGAAAAAAUCAGCUCCUUGUUUGAGUCAGAGUUGAGUCAGGGCUUUCUGAAGUUGAAUGAUGAGUCGAGUCGGCAAAUGUUUUUGAGUCGAGCACAACCCUGCUGGAUAGCAAUGGUGAGCAGGGUUAGGGCGAGAUUGCAUAACAAUAUUGUUCUAAGUAAACGUGCAAUGAGGUUAUCGGUGGAGCCAACGAAUAACUAAAUGCAUAUACCUACCUAGGCACUAAAUGCACAUAGUUAUUUGUUAGCUCCACCGAUAACUUCAUACCUAACACAAAUAUGUCACUAAAUAAUCAGUAUAAACGUGCAAUAAUUGUUGGAUUCGAGGAAAUUCGAUAGGAUUUAGAAUGCCAAUUUAAUAUUCUGGAGUUAAUAUAUAAGGUGCUGUAGCAGCCAGUCA